UGUGCCAUCUCGGAUCUACUGUAUCUGCCUUCACCUGUUAGCUACUGUACUCUACGGUUGCUGCUUUGUAAAAAAUAAAUAAAUAAACAAUCUGAAAUAAAACAAGGAGUGAAGAGAUUUCCAAAAGUGUACGUGCUCAUGUCUACUCGUCCUGUCCGCAGAAGCAGUACCUUUAGUAUAUAAAAGCCGUGGAUUAAUUAGCUUUGUACCAAGUGUGGUGAGUGACGCUGCUGAUGCCGAUUGGGUGCCCCCGAUGCCGGCCCUGCCUUUAUAAUUUCCACUCGAGUGCAUCGGGGCUCUUAUACACACCAACAGCAGCCGCAGCCUCCUCUAGUAUUGCACACACGGCACCCUGCACUUUUACAGUACAUCCUCCUGAUUAACAACUCAACUCGGAGCUGAGUGACUGACUGACUACAUCAUAAACACAUUAAGAAGAGGGAUUUUUUUUUCUUUGACUACUGGAAGGUGUGCUUUGUCUGAUUUGAAAUUUUUUUGUGCAAUGGACUUUUGAUUAUUACACGCUAACCCUAAUUUACAGGGAUUAUUUUGUAUCACCAGAGUACUUUAAAACCUGAUGACAACGAUUAAAGGUUUUGCUGUAGUCGUGCUGUGAGUGCACAUAAAUCUAUCGAACUGCAUUUCUUCUUCUUUUUUUCUUUUUGAGGAGUUAUUCCUUUUCCUCUAAAAUUGGCUCCCGUACAAACUGCCGCGUUGGAUCCCUCGGCUUACUGCGAGACUCCGGUAUACAAUCCGGAUCUCUGCCCCAAUAUGAUCGCGGCACAGGCCAAGCUGGUGUAUCAUCUCAACAAAUAUUACAAUGAAAAAUGCCAGUCUCGGAAAGCUGCCAUCUCCAAGACCAUCCGCGAAGUGUGCAAAGUGGUAUCGGACGUCCUAAAAGAGGUCGAGGUUCAGGAGCCGCGUUUUAUAAGCUCUCUCAACGAGAUGGACAACCGCUAUGAAGGUCUAGAGGUUAUCUCGCCGACGGAAUUUGAGGUGGUCCUCUAUCUCAACCAGAUGGGGGUCUUCAACUUUGUGGACGACGGUUCUCUGCCGGGAUGUGCCGUCUUGAAGCUGAGCGACGGCCGUAAAAGGAGCAUGUCUCUGUGGGUCGAGUUCAUCACCGCUUCGGGCUAUCUUUCGGCUCGAAAGAUCAGGUCCCGGUUUCAGACUCUGGUGGCACAGGCUGUGGAUAAGUGCAGCUACAGAGACGUGGUAAAGAUGGUCGCGGACACCAGCGAAGUGAAGCUGCGCAUCCGUGACAGAUACGUGGUACAAAUCACUCCGGCUUUCAAAUGUACAGGAAUAUGGCCGAGGAGUGCAGCCCACUGGCCACUGCCCCACAUCCCCUGGCCUGGGCCCAACAGGGUGGCAGAGGUGAAGGCCGAGGGCUUUAAUCUCUUAUCCAAGGAGUGCUACUCAUUGAAUGGGAAGCAGAGCUCGGCGGAGAGCGACGCCUGGGUCUUACAAUUCGCAGAAGCCGAAAACAGGCUCCUGAUGGGUGGCUGCAGGAAGAAAUGCCUGUCGGUUCUCAAGACUUUGCGCGACCGUCACCUUGAGCUGCCAGGACAGCCCCUCAAUAACUACCACAUGAAAACUUUGGUCUCUUACGAGUGUGAAAAGCACCCACGAGAGUCGGACUGGGACGAAUCCUGUCUGGGGGAUCGGCUCAAUGGCAUUUUGUUGCAGCUGAUCUCCUGUUUGCAGUGCAGAAGGUGUCCACAUUAUUUUUUGCCUAAUCUAGAUCUAUUUCAGGGAAAGCCCCAUUCCGCUCUUGAAAAUGCGGCCAAACAGACUUGGAGAUUAGCGAGAGAAAUCCUCACUAACCCUAAAAGCCUGGAAAAACUUUGAGCAAGCAGACAAAGGCCUGCGUGAAGAAAGGACUCCUCGGACGAAAUUUUACUUACGGCAGUUUCAUGUGAACAAUGUUCAUUUGAAGGAAAGCACUUCCACGUAAGAAGUGGAUUUAUUUUUCAUGUUCGGAAGACGAUGCCAGUUCAGGCGUUUAAAACAAAGGUUACUGCUAAAUAUAUUAUAAUUUUGUGUCAAAAAAGGAAAAAAAACAUAACUAAAAGCAUAUGAGUUACAUUUUGCCUUUAAUUUAAUUUAUGUUCACUUCUUUAUUGGGUUAUUUGAAUUAAAGUGCCCAUGGAAAAAAUAUAUAUAAAUCAAACUUAGUUUAUUUUUUUAAUGUUAACAUGUUUCCUUUUUAAUAUGAGCCCUGCACAGAACCUAGAUUGUACAUUUUUAUACUGUAAAUAUUGAUUGUGGUUGCGGUGUUCUGCAGUUGUGAACGUUGAUGUUUUGUGACUCGUGCAUAGAAGUAUUACUCCGUUUCCUUAAAGACACUACGGGCUCUUUCUACUAGAAUGAGAAACUAUUCACAGUACAGGUAGAAUUCACCCUUUUGCUUUCAACUAAAAGUGGUUCAUUUUGAACAAAGUUUACAUUCUGAUGUACUGUUUGUUCCGUUUUAUAACAUUCCAUAACUAUACUUGAAUGGUUAUUUAAAUAUAUUCGAUCUUUUUGUUAUUGAUUCUGCCUAUACAAUAACAUUUGGAUAUUAAAGUAUAUUUGAAAAUGCACUUAAAAUACACUGGAAUAUAAUAUUUGUGAUUUCAGAUUUUUUUCUCCCUUAAAAUUCUGUCUCUGGUUUUAUUUAAAGAGCUAAUAAAAAUUAUGAAGAAUAUGCAGUGUCCCAAUAAUGAUUUACCAUUAGCAAAACACAAGGUCAGCUGUGUCUGGGUCGCAAUUUAACAAUAAAGACUACUUCAUAAAAUGCUGAAACAAUGUAUGAUGAAGGUUUUUUUUUAAAAUAUUUUAAGAUAGUUGUAUUUUUUUCUUUGCAAGCUUAUAUUCAGCAAGUAUGCACGAGCUGACAAAGUACUAACACGUCCUAACAUUCUACAACAACCAAAUCUAAAAACUACUAAACUGACACAUUUGUUACCCAGUAAUUUAAAUUAAAUUAAAUUAAGCUCUUAUUUGAUAAAUUAUUGAGAUUAUAAACACAACAUUUGAAAAGAAGGUAUUCCUCAGUCAUACUAAUUGACAGUGUUAUACUAAAAAACGGACAGACGAACGAACGAAG
Polypterus senegalus (gray bichir) is the source of this 3091-nucleotide messenger RNA. It is a transcript of the gene mab21l1, whose product is annotated as mab-21-like 1. Bases 772 to 1851 code for a protein of 359 amino acids. The transcript has a single exon. The record is from RefSeq and is a predicted model, not a curated record. NCBI's taxonomy places the organism in Eukaryota, Metazoa, Chordata, Cladistia, Polypteriformes, Polypteridae.